Messenger RNA from Nerophis lumbriciformis (worm pipefish), 615 nucleotides. Lineage: Eukaryota; Metazoa; Chordata; Actinopteri; Syngnathiformes; Syngnathidae. The record is from RefSeq and is a predicted model, not a curated record.
AUGAAUGAGAUCAGGAUCGCCGUGCUUGGAAGUGAAGGGGUUGGAAAAUCAGCCCUCAUCGUCCGUUUUUUCACGAAACGUUUUAUCGGAGAAUAUGCAUCAUCCUCAGAAUGCAUCUACCAAAAGCGCCUAACAAUUGAUGGACGGCAGAUGAAUCUGGAGCUCUAUGAGCCGUGCUCUCAGGUUAGAAAGGGCAAACUAAGCCUGAACGACCAGAUUCACUGGUCUGACGGUUUCAUUGUAGUCUACGAUAUUAGUGACCGAUCAUCUUUUCUCGCUGCUCGAAGUGUCGUGAAGUUCAUAAGGGAGCAUCGCUUAGGAACUGCCAAACGGGAUGCUGAAUCGCUCAUAUUCGUAGUGGGCAACAAGCACGACCUCUGCCACAUGCGAGAAGUGCACUGUGAAGAAGGUCAGCGCCUGGCGGCCGAGUUCCACUGCCAGUUUCACGAAUUGUCUGCCGCCGAGCACUACAAGGAGGUGGCGCUCAUUUUCUCCAAGGCGGUGCAGGGUACGGGCGGCGGCAAGGCCAAAGAGCGCCGGAGACGGCCCAGCGGUUCCAAAUCCGUCGCCAAACUCAUCAACAACGUUUUUGGCAAGAGGAGGAAAUCGGUGUGA